GCCGAAGCGCCGCUGCAGUACAGCCUUCUUCUGCAGCACCUGGUGGGUGACAAGCGCCAGCCCAGGCCCUUGGAGCCCGGGAGCCUGGGCGGGAUCCCGAGUCCGACCAAGAGUGAGGAGCAGAAGAUGAUCGAGAAGGCGAUGGAAAGCUGCGCCUUCAAGGCAGCGCUGGCCUGCGUGGGAGGAUUUGUCUUGGGAGGUGCAUUUGGGGUGUUCACCGCCGGCAUUGAUACCAAUGUGGGCUUUGACCCCAAGGAUCCUUACCGGACUCCAACAGCAAAAGAAGUUCUUAAGGACAUGGGGCAGAGAGGAAUGUCCUACGCCAAAAAUUUUGCCAUUGUGGGCGCCAUGUUUUCUUGCACUGAGUGUUUGGUCGAAUCUUACCGGGGGAAGUCAGAUUGGAAGAACAGUGUCAUUAGUGGCUGCAUCACUGGAGGAGCCAUCGGUUUCAGAGCUGGCUUAAAUGCUGGGGUCAUUGGUUGUGGCGGUUUUGCUGCUUUCUCUGCUGCAAUCGAUUAUUAUCUACGGUGAGAGUGCCUGCCUCUGGGGACGGACACCACCACCCAGGACCAGAGCUGCUCUGUGGAGGGCAUUUCUGCACCACUCAGGGCCCUCGCUUCAGACCCUGAAGACAUUUGUUUCCUCUCAGACAGUCCGUGUUGUGAGGAGCCGCCCGGCCACUGGACGCCUCCAGCCUCGGAGCAGCCACACUCUCUGCUCCUGGACGCCAGCCUCUCUCUCUCCGGCAGAUUAGGAGUCAGUGUGUUGACUUGUAGAAGUUAAGCUCCACAGAGAUUCGGUGCUGACCACACUUGGCCCCCUGGCUGGUUGGUGCUGUGGGAACGGAGGUGACUUUACAGACCCAGGAAGCUGCUCGACCUCGGAACUCCAUGCCGUCAUCCCUCUCACGUAUCCGUCAGGGAGGGCAGGGUACAUGUAUGCCUGCUGACCAAUUGUGUCACUUUGUUUAGCCUUCUGCUAUCCUUGUUUAAAAAAUGUAUUUAUAUUACAGCUUAAA
Myotis brandtii (Brandt's bat) is the source of this 1018-nucleotide messenger RNA. It is a transcript of the gene TIMM22, whose product is annotated as translocase of inner mitochondrial membrane 22 homolog (yeast). Gene Ontology annotation, molecular function: transmembrane protein transporter activity. Lineage: Eukaryota; Metazoa; Chordata; Mammalia; Chiroptera; Vespertilionidae. The record is from RefSeq and is a predicted model, not a curated record. The transcript is spliced from 4 exons. The annotation marks the transcript as partial. Gene Ontology annotation, biological process: protein insertion into mitochondrial inner membrane. Gene Ontology annotation, cellular component: TIM22 mitochondrial import inner membrane insertion complex.